AUGCUUUAUGGAGAUCUGCCAUUGGCUGCUGUAGGUACACUCUGUCUCUAGAAGUCAUAGGCUCUGUGUGGCACACACUGUGCUCCAGUCCUGCCUGCCUGUGUACAGCAUGGCAGUGUUCUGAUUAUCUUUAUUUCCUGCCAGGGUCACACAAGACCUCACGCUUUCUGGGGGUUGCCCCUCAGUCCAAUAAGCAUUGGUAUAAAGCAAUAGUAUGGUAUUGUGUAACUGUAAACAUAAUCGGCCUAACAUGUGGGCAGGGCCUAAAAUGAAAUGAGACUUUGUCCUUGUUUUUUGGCUAUUUACAUUGUUUUGUUCACAAGCUAGGUUGUUUUUCUAUGUUUGAGUUUCAACUGCUAGGGAAGAGAAGACUACGCUUCUAGUCGGACUCAAUCUCACAGGCACAAACAUGACUCAAGUCACGCUACCAUGGUAACUUCCCACCCUUAAAGGGGCAGGUGAAUAUUUUUGUCUCAUCUGUGAUAUUUUGGUUAAAACACUCAGGUCACAUGAAAUGGAACCAUAUACCACAUUACUUCUUACUAGUAAUACAUUUUAUUGUUUUAAAAUCAUUACAAAAUAUGAUCAGCUGUUUUUGUGUUUUGUUGGUGUAUUUUUCCAGACAUGGCACUUAAAAAAAUAAAUAAAAAUUAUAGUUACAUAGCAACAUUUUGAUCCUCAAGUAAAACUGAUAUAUAUUUUUUUUUCUGGCCAAAACAUAAUUUAUAUAAAGGGCAGACAAACAAGUUCCCUACCUUCUCCCCCUUACACUUGCCUCUUCCGUUUUUGCCGUAAUGCUGCAAUCAGUUGGCUCUCAUUUUUGGCUAGAGCAAACAUUUCCAUAUAUGUUAACUGCACGUGACAACUCCACCUUUCCUAUUCAUAAUAUCAUUAACAAAGAUUUUCCUAUUAAUUUUUAUCCAUAAAGAAUGUUAUUUAAUCAAUUAGUAUAUUUGAAUUUAACCAUAUUUGUUGUAAUAUUUGUUCUGUGUUUUCUGGUGGAUGAAACUGGAAUUGCAACCAGCUUUGUAUGGCUUGUUAUAGAAAGGGUGAUAUUUAGAAAAAGGUUCAAUUUUCAAUUAACUGAAAGUGAGCGGUUGUAAUCUGGAUAAAGGGAAGAGGGCCUAGUAAGAAUGGGUGAGACAUUCUUACUAUUCUACUGGAGAACCAGUUCGUGUUUAAGUAUAACUUUUGUAUGACUGAUGCUUUUAGUGAGCGGUUGAAUGCUUUAAUAUUUAAUAAUUUUAACCCCCAAACUCAUAUUAAUUAUAUAAAAAAGCACUUUUUUAUGUUGUCUGGCUUGCCGUUCCAAAUAAAGAAAGAAUUUUAGCUCAAAUAAUUUAAAAGACAAAUCAUUCGGCGUUGGCAGGGCCAUAAGUAUAAAUAGGUCAACUGGGAUAUGACUAAAUAAUUCAUCAGGGUGAUUUUUCUAUAAAUAGACAGGUAUUUACCUUUCCCUGGUAGCAAGAUCUUAUCUAUUUUUGCUAACUUUCAAAUCAAAUUUUAUUUGUCACAUGCGCUGAAUACAACAGGUAUACCUUACCGUGAAAUGCUUACUUACAAGCCCUUAACCAACAAUGCAGUUGACUAAAUAAACUAAAGAAAAAAAGUAACACACUAACAAUAACGAGGCUAUAUACAGGGGGUACCGGUACCGAGUCAAUGUGUGGGGGUACAGGUUAGUCGAGGUAAUUUGUACAUGUAGGUAGGGGUAAAGUGACUAUGCAUAGAUAAUGAACAGCGAGUAUCAGCAGUGUAAAAACAAAGAGGGGGGGGGGGGGGGGGUGUCAAUGUAAAUAGUCCGGGUGGCCAUUUGAUUAAUUGUUCAGCAGUUUUAUGGCUUGGGGGUAGAAGCUGUUAAGGAGCCUUUUGGACCUAGUCUUGGCGCUCCGGUACCGCUUGCCCGUGCGGUAGCAGAGAGAACAGUCUAUGACUUGGGUGACUGGAGUCUUUGACAAUUUUUUUUGGGGCCUUCCUCUAACACCGCCUAGAAUAUAGGUCUUGGAUGGCAGGAAGCUUGGCCCCAGUGAUGUACUGGGCCGUACGCACUACCCUCUGUUGCGCCUUACGGUCGGAUGCCGAGCAGUUGCCAUACCAGGUGGUGAUGCAACCAGUCAGGAUACUCUCGAUGGUGCAGCUGUAGGACUUUUUGAGGAUCUGGGGACCCAUGGCAAAUCUUUUCAGUCUCCUGAGGGGGAAUAGGCGUUGUCGACUUAAAUUUGCAUCCGUAGUCAUGACACUUAACAUGCCACUGCUUUGAUUUUAAGGUUUUGGAUAUCCAAGUUGUAUUCAGCCUUUAUAUACUUAAUAAAGGUUAUUCUCAUAGAUCAAAUCUAUUUUACAAGAGCGACCACUAAAAUACAAAUUUGACCCACUCAGAGAAAGUGACUUGCGUCAGAACUCAAGCAUAGUUUUGUCUCCCCCUCAAUACACCAGCGCAGACCCUGACCUUUGGGUUGCCUGGUAACAAGCUCAGCGUUAAAGGUCAAAGUGGCAUGAGGUUUGAAAUAAGUGGCAUGGAAAACCGUAGUGCUCUCUCUUGGCCCCUGUUCCUUCUUUUGAUUUGAAGAUUUGGGUUCUUCUUGGUAGACCCAUGUCAUGUGUGGCUAAGGUCUAGUACUCGGCUAAGAUAAUGAUCAGUAGUACUAAUCGCACAAGACCUCAGCUCUUGUCAGAUCUUCCAUCUUAAUGGCUGUGUAGCCUAUUUAGGCUAUAGCCUUUUUAGGCUAUAGAUUUGGUGUUUGGUAAUGGCAGUGUAACUGAGCCUUCUUAUAGGCUAGUACUGUACAGUGUUAGUGGCUAUUUGCGUAUUCGUAGACUGAUUCAUAAGUCUGUCUGUGUUAAUGAGGCAGCAAGAGUCCUGACUCAUUCACUCACGUGGCUUAUGAAACCGUUAGUGGCCCAGAUCAAAAGCUCCGUUCUACAUUGAUCCACUUCAGCCCCGGUUUCAAGGAGGCGAUCUUUACUUACACUGACAAGUUCUGUUGGUGCAGCCCAAAAUACUUGCUAAUUACAACUCACAACCACCAACAAAGCCUUGACCCCUAUCAUUUCCAUCAUUCUGUAAAUGUGGUUAAAUGCUGUGUGUUUUCUGUAAGAUGUUAGUAGGCUUGGGCGGUAUACCGUAUACCGGGGUGUUUGGAAAUAGCCAUGGGAUGGUUUGUCAAUACCGUUUUAAAUUAAUUAUUUGAAGGUUUUGCAAUACAUUUAAAUAUUUGUAGCCACUUUAAGUAAAUACCCGCAGUCAACUUGUGCAAUACCUUAGGCGAUAAAGCAGAUCACAUUCUUCAUUUCACAUUAUGAAGCUUACUGUAGUUCCCCAGAACAGUUGAGCCAGUCACAUGUUUGUUUGUAAAUAGCACAACUGGAGAAGGCGGGCGCAGGCGAGUCCAGCUGUGUAUUGACAGAGGAUGCGUUUUAUAUUGAAAGUGUUUUUUUGCUUCAAUUGUGAUCAGGGACGUGCAAGUUGUCCUUCACUGAAAAUACAUUAGUGCAUCACAUUCGGCAGAAAUUGCUUAAUUUUCAUCAGAUGACAACAGAAUUGCAACGCCAUUUGGCUGGCAGCCACACAAGUAAAUUAGCUUACAAUGAAAAAGCAAGGUCUUUUUUUGCAAAAACGAUGCAAGGCUAUCCUAUUUCUAAUGUUUAUCAUAGGAAGAAUGUAGCUACAUUUCCUAAUGUUUUGCUUAAAGUUAAUCUUGCAUUUUACCGGAGAAAAGUUGGCUGACUAAACCGAGAAAAGUACCGGAGCAAAGUAGCUACACAUCAGUGCUGUCUGCUCAUGGAAUGCCCAUAUGUGAAUUCUCAUCCAAGUGGAGAAGUGCAACUGAAGAACAAAAUUAGUCUGAUGCAGAGCAGAAAUUACAAUAAGGAGCAUUUUAGAUCUGCGUUUACAAAACGCAGCAAGAUUUCUUAUGCAUUUAAUAUUUUUUCCUGCGUGAAAAGCAAAGAAUUCUGCGUUAAUGUGACCCCUAAGUUUAACUUGCUAGUUAUCUAAGUAAGUGGCUGAAUUAAUAAGGUGAAGGGGCAUCAUAUUGUUUAGCUUUGUGACGCGUUUGAGAAGUCAAAGCCUUUGGAUGAAUUAUCUGCGUUUUUUCUCUUCUCUGUUCUCGGCCCAUCUGCUCCUCCCCCCUCUUUGAGCAGAGCAGGCAGACAUGUUGACCUAGCGACUCCACGUGUACACAUCCAGAGUUCUUCCUUCAGACAAGCAUGCGUCAAAAGUUUGUUCAUUUGCACAAUGUCUCUCAUUCAUAUUCGCUUGUAAAUGUCCAAACUCACCAAAAAUGACAUUCGGUAGCUCCUACCUAUCCAUGUAUAACUUCAUGAGCUGCAUUGGCUAUCUUUGCAAUUUUUUUAUUUGCGCUCGUUAAAAUUCGCUAUUGUGCUAAUUGUGUUAGCAUUCUGGUAAUAGACACCGAAUGCUCUUUUUUUGCGUUUUAUGGUGCCCCCUUGUGUACUAAGCCGGUAAUACCGUAAAUCCCAGGAUGAGAGAAGGAUGGUAUGACGAUAUUAAAAUCUGGAUACCAACCAAUCCUACAUGUUAGUCUCAGUCAGGGUAAUAAUUUGUCCUGGUUAAUCAGGAAUUCCUGCAUUCUGGACAUUUUCCUCCAUUCAUACAUUAUAGAAACUGAUCUAUCCCCUAGCCAAAAUCAACAUUUUCCAGAUUUUCUACACUGCUCAAAAAAAUAAAGGGAACACUUAAACAACACAAUGUAACUCCAAGUCAAUCACACUUCUGUGAAAUCAAACUGUCCACUUAGGAAGCAACACUGAUUGACAAUACAUUUCACAUGCUGUUGUGCAAAUGGAAUAGACAACAGGUGGAAAUGAUAGGCAAUUAGCAAGACACCCCCAAUAACGUUUUGCAGGUGGUGACCACAGACCACUUCUCAGUUCCUAUGCUUCCUGGCUGAUGUUUUGGUCACUUUUGAAUGCUGGCGGUGCUUUCACUCUAGUGGUAGCAUGAGACGGAGUCUACAACCCACACAAGUGGCUCAGGUAGUGCAGCUCAUCCAGGAUGGCACAUCAAUGCAAGCUGUGGCAAGAAGGUUUGCUGUGUCUGUCAGCGUAGUGUCCAGAGCAUGGAGGCGCUACCAGGAGACAGGCCAGUAUAUCAGGAGAUGUGGAGGAGGCCGUAGGAGGGCAACAACCCAGCAGCAGGACCGCUACCUCCGCCUUUGUGCAAGGAGGAGCAGGAGGAGCACUGCCAGAGCCCUGCAAAAUGACCUCCAGCAGGCCACAAAUAUGCAUGUGUCUGCUCAAACGGUCAGAAACAGACUCCAUGAGGGUGGUAUGAGGGCCCGACGUCCACAGGUGGGGGUUGUGCUUGCAGCCCAACACCGUGCAGGACGUUUGGCAUUUGCCAGAGAACACCAACAUUGGCAAAUUCGCCACUGGCGCCCUGUGCUCUUCACAGAUGAAAGCAGGUUCACACUGAGCACAUGUGACAGACGUGACAGAGUCUGGAGACGCCGUGGAGAACGUUCUGCUGCCUGCAACAUCCUCCAGCAUGACCGGUUUGGCAGUGGGUCAGUCAUGGUGUGGGGUGGCAUUUCUUUGGGGUAGCCUGACUGCCAUUAGGUACCGAGAUGAGAUCCUCAGACCCCUUGUGAGACCAUAUGCUGGUGCGGUUGGCCCUGGGUUCCUCCUAAUGCAAGACAAUGCUAGACCUCAUGUGGCUGGAGUGUGUCAGCAGUUCCUGCAAGAGGAAGGCAUUGAUGCCAUGGACUGGCCCGCCCGUUCCCCAGACCUGAAUCCAAUUGAGCACAUCUGAGACAUCAUGUCUCGCUCCAUCCACCAACGCCACGUUGCACCACAGACUGUCCAGGAGUUCGCGGAUGCUUUAGUCCAGGUCUGGGAGGAGAUCCCUCAGGAGACCAUCCGCCACCUCAUCAGGAGCAUGCCCAGGCGUUGUAGGGAGGUCAUACAGGCACGUGGAGGCUACACACACUACUGAGCCAAAUUUUGACUUGUUUUAAGGACAUUACAUCAAAGUUGGUUCAGCCUGUAGUGUGGUUUUCCACUUUAAUUUUGAGGGUGACUCCAAAUCCAGACCUCCAUGGGUUGAUAAAUUUGAUUUCCAUUGAUAAUUUUUGUGUGAUUUUGUUGUCAGAACAUUCAACUAUGUAAAGAAAAAAGUAUUUAAUAAGAUUAUUUCAUUCAUUCUGAUCUAGGAUGUGUUAUUUUAGUGUUCCCUUUAUUUAUUUGAGCAGUGUAUGUUCCUGUGUGAUUGCAGCCAGUAAAAAAAACAGACAAACUCCAGAACAGAUUGUUCGUAGCUUAUUGAAAGCAGGGUGAUUGAUGGUUAAGGUUCAUUCUUUUCUCUCUCUUCUCUCUCUCUGUCAGAAAUGGUGGAGUCCAUGAAGAACGUGGCGGGCAUGGACGUGGAGCUGACGGUGGAAGAGCGGAACCUGCUGUCGGUGGCUUACAAGAACGUGAUCGGAGCCAGAAGAGCGUCCUGGAGGAUAAUCAGCAGCCUUGAACAGAAGGAGGAGAACAAAGGAGGCGAAGACAAACUAAAGAUGAUCCGGGAAUACAGGCAAAUGGUGAGUCACGGGAACGUGGACGGUGGUAGUAGAAGUGGAGAACCCUAAUAAAGGUGGCUUGCUGUCGAAAUGUUUGUUAGAUAGGGAUGGUGUGUGGCUCCUUUCAAAGUAGACGUUUAUACUCUGGGCCCUUUAAAAAAAAAAAUAUUUUGUACCUUUUAAAGAGGUCCUUCAAGGGUCAUGUUUAAAAAAUAGACUAUAGUUGAGUGUGUUGAUGUUUUGUCAGUUCUCCUUGAGUUUGUUAACAACAGGUGUUGUGUGUUUUGUCUGCUCUGCAGGUGGAGACUGAGCUGAAAUCAAUCUGUAACGACAUUCUGGAUGUACUGGACAAGCACCUCAUUCCAGCUGCAAACACUGGAGAAUCAAAGGUUUUCUACUACAAAAUGUACGUCUACGGAUGGGAGAGCUCUUGAAAAACUAUUUUGCGAAUAUCUAUGCCCUGACUGACUGCGCUAGUAACAUGAGAAAAGUCUCCGCUCUCUCUCGCUCUGUGUGAAAAAACAUCUACUCUGCUUCUCAAUUCUCCACCCUUUGCCCUGAACGGUGCACUUGUGCGCUACUCCACAUGAAUUUAAAAGCACAGGAUUGGUGUAAGCAAGGGCUCUUACACCAAUCCUUUUAAAUCCAAGUAGGAGAGUGAAGAAGUGCAUACUUCAGGGAAAAUGUGGAAAAUUGGGACGCAGGGCUAGUCUCUCUAGGCAGUCUAGUCCUGGUCAAGGAGUAGGCCUAGGUGUCCACAUACCAGUUUCAAGGGCUGCAUGACAGUAAGAGCAUUAGCUCCCUUUUCAUUCAUAGAAUGAUUCUGCGUUUUCUCAGCCCACAAGCCAUGCUUGUCUGUGAAAGAGACAAGCAUGUUAACAUAUGCAGACCAUGGAUUGAUUGAUUUUGUUUUGUGGGGUUGAAAUAAGUGGUCUCGUUCUCCCCUCUUUCCUUAGGAAGGGAGACUACCACAGGUACCUGGCAGAGUUUGCCACGGGCAACGACAGAAAGGAGGCGGCAGAGAACAGCUUGGUAGCCUACAAAGCUGCAAGCGACAUCGCCAUGAUCGAACUCCCCCCGACACACCCCAUCCGCCUGGGACUGGCGCUCAACUUCUCCGUAUUUUAUUAUGAAAUCCUCAAUUCCCCCGACCGCGCAUGCAGGUGGGCCCCCUCUCUCGUCUUCUCUACCCACUUUUCUGUCUAGUCUUCAGUCUUCUCUCCCCACUCUUCUCUCGUCUUUUCUCUCCCCACUCGCCCAUCUUUUCUCUCCCCACUCGCCCAUCUCCCUCCUCUACGCUCCAUUGCAAGAUGUGUCAAAUAGAAAGCGAUUUGUGAGUGUCUAAUAAAGCACAAGCAUGAGACUUGAUUUGUUUGCAAUGCCUUACUGAGCAAGAAGAGCCUAUUCGGCCUCUAUUACCAGAAUGCUAACUACAUUAGCACAAACUAAUAGCGUAAUCAUGUAGCUAAAUGCUAACGAGCGAAAACGAACAUAAACUAAUUGCAAAGACUGGCAAAUCCAGCUCAUAAAGUUAUACAAGCAUAGCUAGUAGCUACAGAACGUCAUUUUCGGUGAGUGUGGACAUUUACGAGCAAAAGUGAACGUGAUAAAUUGUGCAAAUGAACAAAGUUGUGAUGCAUGCUUCUUUUGAAGGAAGAGCAGCAUGUGUACACAGAGCAGAUGGGAGAAGAACGGAGGAGAAAAAAAUGCUAGUAGGAAGCACAGGGAAAAAAUGGCAGCUGUACAGAACUCAUCCAGAACUCUUUGACAUCUGAUGGCAAACAUUAAGUAGUGAAUUGCAUACAAGUGUAACUUCAUCACCUCAUGUGCGCCGCACACACUCGCCGAUACAUAUAGAACGCUAUGGACUCACCAGCUCGCUUUCUCCCGUUGUGCUAUUUACAAACAAACACGUGACUGGCUCCUUCUGUUCUGGGGAACUAUGGUAAGUUUUAUAAAGUGACCGGUGAAAUAAAAACGCAAUCUGCUUUAUCUCCUAACGUAUUACACAAGUUGACUGCAGGUAUUAACUUAAAAGUAGCUACAAAUAUAAAAAUUUAUUGAAAAACUUCAAAGAAAUAGUUUCGACGGUUUAGAAAAACCAUCCUGUGGCUUUUUCCAAAUACCCCGAUAUAUGGUAUAUACGGUAUACCGCCGAAGCCUAAUUUCUACCAUGGUGGAAUUUUCAGACUGGGCGUGCAAUACAGGCUCCAAUACAUUUCAUUGAAGUCACCUGAUGUCCUGGCUAGUAAUACAAUAUAAUGUUUUAUUUUCUAAGACAUGUUAUUUUAUAUUCCAUACCAAGACAUGUUGUUGACUAGAUGUUCAGCCCAUUGUUGAUGUGAUUUGGACGCACUGUAAAAUUCAACCUUUGACCCCUCUACUCUGCUGCCCUCAGGUUGGCGAAGGCGGCGUUCGACGAUGCCAUUGCAGAACUGGACACGCUGAGCGAGGAGAGCUACAAGGACUCCACGCUCAUCAUGCAGUUGCUACGCGACAACCUGACACUAUGGACUUCAGAUAUGCAGGGAGAUGGUGAGCGUUCCAUGCUUCUUCACCUAUUAUAUGUAGCACAAUACAGUUGAAGGACUAAACGCACUCCAGUGUCUGUGUUCAAAAGUAUACUGCUGCUGCGUCAUCUUGACAGCAAAGUAUGAUCACAUGGAGGAUGGGUGUUUUCCAGCUAUUGACAGCACACAGACUGCUGGACCGGUGCUGUGUACUCUUAGGGAUGGAGAGUUGACAGUUGACCUCACCCACCCUUUCUUUAACUUCUCCCCUCAGCACAGUGGUCCUUCUCUAACCUCAGCAGCACUCCCUCUAUCUUUCUCAUUCUUUAUCUCUCUCUUUAUAUAAUUUUCCCCCCCUCUUUCUCUAUCUCUCUACUCAGUUCUCUAUCUUUCUGUUUCACCUAUUUCUCUCUCUUACUAUCUUUAUCCCUCUCCGUCUGUUGAGAUGUACUCAUGUUCACUGCUCUCUCUCAUUUCUCUUGUCUCCAUCUUCCUCUGUGUAGAUUCUUAA
This is a messenger RNA of Coregonus sp. 'balchen', 9545 nucleotides long. The record is from the annotation of a GenBank genome assembly. NCBI's taxonomy places the organism in Eukaryota, Metazoa, Chordata, Actinopteri, Salmoniformes, Salmonidae.